Messenger RNA from Cavia porcellus (domestic guinea pig), 1063 nucleotides. RefSeq names its product N-methylpurine DNA glycosylase (gene Mpg). Gene Ontology annotation, biological process: base-excision repair. NCBI's taxonomy places the organism in Eukaryota, Metazoa, Chordata, Mammalia, Rodentia, Caviidae. The transcript is spliced from 4 exons. Bases 89 to 991 code for a protein of 300 amino acids. The record is from RefSeq and is a predicted model, not a curated record. Gene Ontology annotation, molecular function: DNA binding; alkylbase DNA N-glycosylase activity.
GAGACCUUACACCACAGACCAGGAAAGGGGGAGGGGAGCAGAGAUUGCACAAGCCCUUCACUGAGGCCAAAACAUCUGGAGAAGUGGGAUGUUGGCGCCAGCCCUACCUCAUCUUCCUGGGGCAGGGCCAGGCAGCCCACUGAAUGAAAUGAGCCUCUCCUUGUUCCUCCAAAAGCUUUCUCAAAGGAUGGGGCAAAAAAAGAAAUUGGCAGAGGCGGAACAGCAGCAGAGCCCUACAGACACAGCCCAUAAGCCUUCCUUCAAGAAGCCUCGCUUGGGACCACCUUUAACCCUAGGCUCCCAGCGCAGCAUCUAUUUCUGUCAGAGCCCAAAGGACCAUUCUGCCCGGCUGGGGUCCGAAUUUUUUGAUCAGCCAGCAGUCUCCCUGGCCCGAGCACUUCUGGGACAGGUCCUUGUCCGGCAACUUGGUGAUGGCACAGAGCUCCGUGGUUGCAUUGUGGAGACUGAGGCAUACUUGGGACCUGAGGAUGAAGCCGCCCAUUCAAGGGGAGGCCGGCAGACCCCCCGCAAUCGCAGCAUGUUCAUGAAGCCUGGGACCCUAUAUGUGUACCUCAUCUAUGGCAUGUACUUCUGCAUGAAUGUCUCUAGCCAAGGGGAUGGGGCUUGUGUCUUGCUUCGAGCACUAGAGCCUCUAGGGGGCCUGGAGACUAUGCGGCAGCUUCGUAGUACCCUCCGAAAGGGCACCAUCAGCCGUGCUCUCAAGGACCGUGAGCUCUGCAGUGGCCCCUCCAAGCUGUGCCAGGCCCUGGCCAUUGACAAGAGCUUUGAUCAGCGGGACCUGGCCCAGGAUGAGGCCAUCUGGCUGGAACAUGGCUCCCUGGAGUCCAGUGCACCAGCUGUGGUGACAGCAGCCCGCAUCGGCAUUGGCCGUGCAGGAGAAUGGGCCCAGAAACCCUUGCGUUUCUAUAUCAGGGGCAAUCCCUGGGUAAGUGUGGUGGAUAAAGGUGCUGAGCAGAACACACAGGCCUGAGCAAAAAGCCUGCUUAGACAGGCUUUUUAAUUGUUUGUUUAAAAGCCAAAUAAAAUUCAUUUUUUCUACAAA